GUUGUAUUGAGGAUCGGAGUAGAGAACAUUGUCGUGUUUGGCAGAUUGAGGUUGGUAGGUGUGGCCGUGUGGGAGCCUCUGACGCAGAGGGGACCUGGGACUGGGAGCCGGGAUGGAACUUUCUGAGAUGGAUCGUUGGUUUGCAGCGCUAGAGCCUAAGGAUUGGUUAGUCCAAACCACCAUGGAGUUUGCUUAAACUUGUAGAAAAGUGGCAUCUGCACUGAAACUAGUACUACGUAGUACUACAGCUCUGUCUCACUCACCUGCCAACUCGUCAAUCCGGCCAAAUUGCAAAUCGCAUUUUUCACCGGGCUAUCUGGCCUUUACCAUUUGCUUUUUUUUGUUUGGAGUUUUCCACUAUCAAAUACUGCCAGAAAUCUUUUAUAACAGGAACGAUCUACAUCACUCAAAUUUUCAGAAACUUGAAAUAGCUGACAACGUAGACGUAGUUCUACACCGUGUAAAUUACUCCGGAAUCCAAGAACACGGUACGGUAACAGUCUGACUCAGCAAUAGUCGCAGUCCUGUUUGCCGGCGAGGGCGCGUCCAAGUCCACCUUCCAUAAUUUUCCAUGCCGAAACCGAGUAGGAGUACAUGACCUGAUGACCAUGACCCAGGCAGACAAAAUCGCCAAAACCAGCCCAAAUAAUCCCAACCGAACUCUAGCCCCAGAGACUUUUUUUUUUUUGCGGUGGACUAGCCCCAGAGACUCGCAAGAGUGGACCGUUCUCUUCUGGAAAUGUUUUCACUCGAAAAGGAAACGUACUAUGGAGUAGGAGUACAAAUCUUGGCACCUCGCCUCGCCCAGACCAGUAGGAAAGAGACAGGCGAGCGGCGAAGCGGAAGCACGUCGACAUCCCCCACCAUCCCCGCCUCGCGCCUCGUUCGCCGUUAAUGACCUCCAAAUCGGACGCCACUCCGCGGCAACAGCAGCGUCGCCGGCAGCGCGGAGCGAGGCGAUGGCGGGCGCGGCCGACGGCAGGGGGAGCAAGUACGCGGCCCUCCAUCCGACCGACGGGCCGGAGCUGGACGCGGCGGCGGUAAGCCGGAGGAGGCCCUCGGCGUCCGAGAGGAGGAGCAAGGAGAGGUUCGUGUACGGCUGCGCCAUCUUCGCCUCGCUUAACGCCAUCCUCCUCGGCUACGAUGUCGGUGUCAUGAGUGGCGCAAUCAUCUACAUCCAGAAAGAUCUCCACAUCACCGAGUUUCAGGAAGAGAUCCUAGUUGGUUGCCUAAGUGUGAUCUCACUCUUGGGAAGCCUGUCAGGAGGAAGAACGUCCGAUGCCAUCGGCAGGAAAUGGACAAUGGGCCUUGGUGCGAUCAUCUUCCAGACCGGUGCAGCCAUCAUGACAUUCGCUCCUUCGUUCACCGUGCUCAUGAUAGGGAGGCUUCUCGCCGGGGUGGGCAUCGGCUUUGGCGCCAUGAUAUCUGCCGUCUACAUUGCCGAGAUCUCCCCCGCGGCUGCCCGGGGGACUCUCACAUCCCUCCCUGAGAUCUGCAUCAACUUGGGGAUCCUUCUCGGCUACGUUUCCAAUUAUGCUUUCUCGGGCCUCUCCGAGCACAUCAGUUGGAGGGUCAUGCUUGGUGUCGGUAUCCUCCCGUCUGUCUUCAUCGGCGUCGCGCUUUUUGUGAUCCCGGAGUCCCCCAGGUGGCUGAUGAUGGAGAAGAGAGUUCCAGAGGCCAGGGCGGUGUUGCUGCAGAUAAGUGAAUCGGAGGCUGAGGUUGAAGAAAGGCUGGCUGAGAUUGAGGAAGCCGCAAAUAUCAUGAAGUCGGUUAAUUCUGAGGACAAGGCGGUGUGGAGGGAGCUGCUGAACCCUUCUCCGGCCGUUCGUCGGAUGCUGUAUGCUGGCUGUGGUAUUCAGUUGUUCCAGCAGAUCACUGGAAUUGAUGCUACUGUCUAUUACAGCCCAACAAUUUUCAGGGAUGCUGGAAUCAAGUCUGACCAGGAGCUUCUUGCAGCAACAGUUGCUGUUGGAUUUACUAAAACGAUUUUCAUACUGGUUGCCAUUUUCCUCAUUGAUAAAGUUGGGCGCAAACCGCUUCUGUAUGUCAGCACCAUUGGCAUGACGGUCUGCUUAUUUGCCUUGGGGACUGCACUUACAUUGCGAAAGCAUGCUGAGGGGCUUAUUUCUCCAAAUCUUGGGAUUGAUAUGGCGAUCUUUGCAGUUUGCGGGAAUGUGGCAUUCUUUUCGAUCGGGAUGGGACCGAUAUGCUGGGUGUUAUCUUCAGAGAUAUUUCCUAUAAGAUUGCGAGCUCAGGCAUCAGCACUUGGUCAAGUAGGUGGCAGAGUGGGCAGUGGCUUGGUUUCCAUGUCGUUCCUCUCCAUGGCCCGUGCUAUAUCCGUGGGGGGAAUGUUCUUCGUCUUUGCAGCGAUCUCGACCGUCUCCGUUGUGUUUGUGUACUUCUGUGUGCCGGAAACUAAAGGGAAAACUCUGGAGCAGAUUGAGAUAAUGUUUGAAGGUGGCAAGGAGUGGAAAGGAGGUGGCGAGGUCGAGCUUGAAGAUACACAGCAUUUAAUUCAGGGUGACAAGAAAGCUUUCUCUCUAGGUUGAUACAAUCAGCAAAGCAACAAGAAGCUUCAUGUCAGUGCUGAAACAGCCUCGUCCUGCUUCGGGCAUCAGAUUGAAAAAUGAUGAAGCUGCCUUCAGCUGCUGCCGAUUUUGAGGGCUCAACAGGACUUUACUGCGCAUAGGUUGUAACAUAGAUGGUGUAUUGUGUUUUUAGUGUAAAGUACUCCAUUAUGCAACCAUACCACAAGUAUCACGUAGAAGGAGGACACAAUGCGGUUGUAUCUGGUGGUCUCUUCCACCUAUAAAAUCAAUAUAGUCGAAGAAUUCAUUUGUA
Molecule: messenger RNA, 2841 nt
Organism: Triticum aestivum (bread wheat)
Lineage: Eukaryota; Viridiplantae; Streptophyta; Magnoliopsida; Poales; Poaceae
Product: probable polyol transporter 4
Exons: 2
Coding region: 960-2549 (529 amino acids)
Biological process (GO): transmembrane transport
Cellular component (GO): membrane
Molecular function (GO): transmembrane transporter activity
Source: RefSeq, a predicted model, not a curated record